Molecule: messenger RNA, 1030 nt
Organism: Orbicella faveolata
Lineage: Eukaryota; Metazoa; Cnidaria; Anthozoa; Scleractinia; Merulinidae
Product: kelch-like protein diablo
Source: RefSeq, a predicted model, not a curated record
UUUUGUAUUAGAUGGUAUGAGAUUAAUGGCCAGUGUCAACGAGGAACAGUGUGUACAACAACCAAGGAAAUGCCUGGAGACAAACAUAUCUGCAAUAUUUGUUUGUGGAGGAAAAAGGUCUUUGUGUUACUUUCCAAAACAAAAUGUGUGGUACAAGUUGUCAGACAUGCUUUUUCAACAUGAUUAUCCCAGCAAUCCAAGCCAAUGCAGGGGAGAAAUUUACCUGCCCUUCCAGGGGUCAGAUCAGCUAGGUGGGUCUAGUUUAAUGGAAUGCUACAGACCUUCUGCCAACUCUUGGGGUGCAUUUCAAGUUACAAAAGCAUUUACUAGAACUACAGUUUUGAAUGGACUUUUGUAUGCAACUGAAGAAAGCUUUGAAGGUUUUGAGAUAAACAUAUAUCAUCCUGAAAAGCCUGACUGUUGUAAUAAAUUAAAGAAGCCACCUACUACUCUUUUUAACGGUUGCAUUGUGACUGAUGAGCAAUAUAUUUACCUAAUAGGUGGUAGAUCGCACUGUAUACUACAUACAUCCUUGUCAACAACAUACAGACUUGAUCCUAGUGCUGAUGAUCAUGAGUGGGAAGAAGUUGCACCUAUCAAUCAAGCUAGAUACAAUGCCUUUGGAGCUGCCAUGAAUGGCAAGGUGUACAUAGCAGGUGGACGUCAUGGCCAAGCAGUAGCACUUGGCACAUGUGAGGUUUACAAUCCUGUAACCAAUGAAUGGCAGCUGAUGCCAAGUCUCAAGGUACCUCGGAUGUCAGCAAGCAUGGUGUGCCAUGAAGGAAGGCUUUAUGUUUUGGGAGGUGUCAUCCCCUUGACUGGCAGAUUGUCACGGGUAUUAUCAGUUGAAACAUUUGAUUCUGAGCAAAAUAAAUGGAAAGAGAGAUCAGUUAUACCAGUUGAUCGCUUUGAAACAAGUGAGGAACAGAAAAUGAAGAAUAUAUUUAAAGCUUGUUCUGCAAAACUUUGCAAAGAGGUGAUUGACAAACUUGAGCCAUUAAAUAAGUAGCCAUCUCUCUGUUUUAUCAGU